CUUGGUAGGAGUACCGGCCUGAUCCCCGUCCGCUUGGCGGUGAGGAGAACUUGGAGGAGGUGGAUAGAGGCAGGAGGUCUCGCCUACCUGAGGAUGGAGUGUCCCAUGUGUGGCCUUGAGUUUCCCAUCAUCAUAGUUGAAUACCAUGCGUGGGAGUGCAAUGGACGUGAAGAACCCAAUGAAGGUUCAUUGAUCCAAGAAAACACAGUGCCAAGUGCUCAGGCAGCCUGUACCCACGACGUCCAGCAAGCUGACAAAGGGGAAUCUGCUUUCUCAUCAGAAACCUCUGAGGUUCCACACCCUGACACAGAAAGGUGCCGGGAGAAAGACGAAAUGCCAGAAUGCCCCCUUUGCUUUCGUUCUAUUCCUGCGGAUCUAAUAUUUGAACAUGCGGCAUUCUGCAAUGGUCCUAGUUGUGGUAAGCUGCCAGAGCAAGCGACCUGCGACUUCACAGACCCCCAGGAGCGAGUGACUUGCGACCACAGUGAACCCGAGGGGCAGGGGAUCGGCGCCUGUUCAGAGCCCCACAAGGAAGUCAUUCCCAGCUGCAGUCAAGCUGUGGGAAGCAGUGUUCUCACUGAGCUUCCCGGCCACAUCAUGCAAGUUUUCCACAGCUACGUCGCUGGAAAAGGUGCGGGGGUUUCGAGAAAAACAACUUGGAGUGUGGAGCCCAAGAGCGGACAAGAAGACAAUGAAACUUCACAGAACAUCACAAAAGCAUUGCAGUGUCUUGGGGAAGUGCAGAGACGUUUAGACAAUGACCCUGAAUUCAAUCAAGCUUUAGAUCCCCUCCUGAGGUGCAGCAGGCCCCUGGAAAUUCUGCAGAUCUUGAUAAAGAACAUAUUUGGCAAAGCUACAGGCACCAGUGUCACCCCAUUUGCCCUUUUCUUCUACCUGUCAAAAAUGUUUUUGCCGAGGAUUUUGGAAACGGACUCGUGGGCUGUUUUAUUGAAGUGGUUGGAUGUGAUGAUUAGAGACGUGGUGGUUCCAUGGAUCUCUAGGAUGGGUGGCUGGGGCGUUGUACUUGCUCUUCUUGGCUCUCUCAUAGCUGGUGGUCUGCUGGUGGGAUUCACAAUUAAACUUUUGAAGUCACAGAAACAAAACCAGAGCCUUUGAUGCCUGAUGCCCAGGUCAACUUCCAAACUGCAGAAAUUACGUUCAAGGAAAGCUUCAUGUACCCGAAAAUCAGGAAGGGUUCUCAAUUUAAUCUUCUUUUUAACGGACCACAGAGUUUUUUAGACCUUUUCACGUCUGCUGGUCAGAAUGAUUUUUUUUUGCCUGUGAGGAAGUUGUCAGUAAAAGUGAUGGGCCGCAGCUGGUACACAGGGUGGGCAUGGGAGGAGGGGAAAGGCUGGCACAGAAUGAGCAGUGGGACGUGGAGGGGGUUGGCGGGUUGAGGAGUGGGUGAGGGGAUGAUGAGGAGCGAGAGCAGGAGAGUGGCUCCUGCCCUGACCCUAUACCCAGUCUAAUUCUCGGCCUUAACUCCAUCUUCCUGCCUUGAUCUUGGUGCAGGGUUUCAAUCCAAAGCUCUGAGAAUUCCUUUCCUCCCACAGAUACUGCUCAACCUGUUGAUUUCUUCCGGCACAUUUUGUUGCCGCUGGUUGCUCAGUCCUUUCUCAUGACACUGUCCCAUCCUGCCAGGAAUCACCGCAGAGAACCUUCUCUGCGCCACUUCCAAGAAACAUAUCCUUCCCUAAAUUCAGAGACUAAAACUAACAAUUCUGCAAGUUCAGUCUCACUACAAUGGUAACAAUCUUCUGCUACUUUACCCAGUAAGGCCUAGCGUUCCACUGGCCCUGACAAUUACUUGCAUCCACUUACUCCGCCCCAUCCCACCAUCCUAUUCUGGUUUCUGCCCCUUUCCUUUCCAGUGUUGAUAAAGGGUCUCAGCCCAAAACGUUAACUGUAUAUUUCCCUCCUCACAUGCUGCCUGACCUGCUGAGUUCCUCCAGCAACACUCACAACAAGCUGGAAGAACUCAGCAGGUCGGGUAGCAAAAAGAUCGGUCAACGUUUCAGGCCGGAACCCUUCAUCGACCGAUCUUUUCCACGGAUGCUGCCCGACCUGCUGAGUUCCUCCAGCUUGUUGUGAGUAUUGCCUUGACCCCAGCAUCUGCAGAUUAUUUUGUGUUUGAGUUCCUCCAGCGUUUUCUGUGCGCUGCUCAAGAUUUUCCUGCAUCUGCAGAAUCUCUUGCACCUUUGAAAUGCUGCAUCUACAUGCUAAUUUCACUACUUCUUAUACACAGGCAUCCAGAACUCUCUAGGCACACAUUUUACCAAUCCCACACAGUUUAAGUGAUAUUAAGAGACUUAUUUAAUUUAUCUAUUGUAUAUCUUUUUGCAGAAUAUUUGUAUUGGCAUCGCUCCUUAGUUUGCCAACUAUUUGGGUGUAAUGUACACAGUCCCUUUCACUAAGCCACUAAGAUGAAUUGCCAUUGCCUUCUGGGGAGUGUCUUUACAAGACAGGUGACUCCAGCCAUUAUCAAUAGUGUUCAGAGAUUGUCUGCCUGGCAUCAGUGCUUGACUUAACAGGACUUGUUGUGAUCUGCACCGGCUGCUCAUACGACCAUCCACCACCUGCUCCCAUGGCUUUACAUGACCCUGAUUGGGACUCUAAUGUGCCUUGUGAAAUUAGGUCACAAUAUACAGUCGAUAAAGCAGUGACUGAUAAUUAUAAAGACAUUAAUUCCUUGUUAAAAUAUGUGUAUCAUUGCGGGAUAAAGACUCCACAGGUACAUGGCUCUAUCAAUCUUUAACUAAAACAGUUAAUGAGGAUUGUAAAAAUAUCUAUUUUUAUAAUCCUUCUGUUUCCCCACAAUCUUUAGCAUUUUUUUUGCUGAUUUCCACAAUUCUCCCAGUGCUCAGUCCCAUCACCAUUCUUCGUAACAUAGCAACACACAUAAAUGCUGGAGGACGUGGCCUCUGUACUACAUACUUGGGGCCUUAGCCCCCAGUGGGGCGUAGACCUUUGAUGUCCUCCCGUUUUCAAAGUCCUGUGAAGUCGAUGGUACGGUUGGAGUCCAUCAAGGCUUCUGUAACCCAUUGCAACCAUUGUGCAGGGGGCUGGCCUGUACAUCUCCAGCAGAGCCCUGUCGGCUGGCCUCGCUCGUUUCCACCUCUCACGGCGGGGGUGUAGGGGUGGACUUUGAGAGGCACACAGCAUCUCUGGAGGGGAAUAAACUGUCCACGUCAUACCAUGGUGUCUGUUUUCCGCAAUCUAAUACCACCCUAAACUGAGAAUAGCAACAGUGGGAUGAUUGGAUUGAUGGAAUUGCGGUGAGAGCUGGCACAGAUUCAAUAAUUGGAACGGGUUCCUUCUGUGUCACAAGGAAUUACAGGAAAAUAACUAUUCUAGUUAAUCAUUGACAGAUCCACUUCCCUGUGGGAUUUUAUUCCCCCUCAGUGGUAUGCCAUUUUCGAGAAUAAUAAAAUCUUUAUUUAACUCUUCACAGCUAAGAAAUUCCCCUUACAGAAGUAAUUGCAACAUCUUCGCACUUCUCUGCACUCUGCAACACUAAAGCUAAUUCUGGCCAUUAGCUGGCUUCCAUUUGUUGAUCCUUAUCUCCUCUUGAGCAAGUUCUGCUUCCGAAACCAGAAUCACUUGCCACUGCCUUCCUAACGUCAUCCUUUCUAAUCUAGCAUUUGAUUUUAAUCAAGGCGUUGCACCUUUCCAAUCUGGAUAUCCUCCUGAAACAAUCCCCAGAGUGUUUGGUUUCCAGCUGUGGUCACCUUCCUGCUGCCUCUCUAUCUCUUAGUGCUCUUCUAUCUCUGCUUGCACAGUCAAUUCUCCUGUCUUGUAAUGAAUGUACAUAGAACAUUGUACAGGACAAACCCUUCUGCCCAGGAUGUUGUGCCUACCUUUUAACCUACUCUAAGAUCAAUACAACCCUUCCUUUCCAUAUAACCUAUCAUCCAUGUGCCUAUCUAAGAGUUGAUUAAAUGCACCUACAAUAUCUGCCUCUACCACCACCCCUGGCAGUGCGUUCUACUCAAACCACCGCUCUGUGUAAGAAAAUCUUGCCUCUGACAUGUAGCCAGCUGGUGGUGUAGAAGCGUCAGCACCAGACUACGAGGCGAGUGGUCCCGGGUUCGAAUCUGGCCGGCACCUUGCACGCUUUCCAUCGUGCGCUGGGUUGAGCGUCAAGCUAGCAACUCAGCCUCGUUAAAAAUAACACAGACAGAAAUGAUCAAUGGCAAGGUUGCUGCCCAAGUGGCACAGGGCACGGAGCAGAAUAGACUCCGACGUGCCCACCAUAUUUUUGUCCAAUCACCUUAAAAUUAUGCCCCCGACCUCCACCCUGGGGAAGAAGGCCCUGGCUGUCCACUCAAUUUAUGCCUCUUAUCACCUUUGUUCCAAAUGACAAGCCUUAGCUUGCUCAACCUAUCCUCAUGAGGAGCUUUUCUUUAUGACUUUUAUCACUUAAGCUGUUUUGUGCCAUAAAGUAUCAUCUCUAACCCUCCCUGCUUAUCAUUAACAUUAAUACUAUACUGCACUGCCACCUUAUUCUCCUGAUUUCCCCCUUGCCUCAGUCCUUCCUUCCCAUCUCAUCGUUAUUUAGUUUAAAACUCCGGGUAUGAGUCUAGUUUUUCCACUUUGCUAGGACGUUGGUCACAGAAUGAUCAAAGUGAGCCUGAUCCCAAUAGAACAGCUCCCUUUUUCCAGCAUGGCUACCGAUGACGCCCCAAUUAAACAACAAUUAGAAUUAACAUCACCCUCAGCAGUCUUUGAAUCAGAAUCUAAAUCUCUGACCUGUGUAACCCUACGCCAGCCUGCAAGUGGCUUGUUAAUUUAUCCUGUCCGUCAGCAAAACGUCUUUCUUAAUCCUACCCAGUGAGGGCCUGCAGUUCUGCAAUCGAUUUCCUCGCUGCCUCUCUGUCCCCGUUCACACAAGAGCCUCAUACCUGUUCAGUAAGUACACAGCACUCCUCCAACACUCUCUACUGGGUCCUCAUUCCAACCUGCCAAGUCCUCCUGCCCUUGACCACGGCCCAGCUCCAGUCUGCUACCUAAUCCAGGGGAAGUGAUUCGAAACUUUUCAGCUCCUGAAUCAUCAUAAAACCCACGGCUCGGGUUCAACAAUCCUGAGCCAAAGAUGCAGACGCUCACCAGAAUAUCUUUAUUGUCAUUGCUGUGGAGCAAUGAAACACAGUUUAGCAGCUCAACAUUUUGUAGCAUGACAAGGAAUAUAUACAUAAAAUAAACUCUAAAACCUCAGGAGUGCAGUCCAAAAUUAAUAAUAUAUGGAUGGGGGCGGGGGGUAGGACUAUUGCACACCUGCCAUUCCUGGAAGUGUGAUGCAUUUAGCUGCCGCCAUCUUAGGAGGGGGGCAGGAGAAGGGAAGGGGGUGUUAUACAUUUCACUGCUUCUGGGUAGAAGCUGUUAAGGAGUCUCUUUGUUUUGGUCCUUAAUGCUCUGUAUCUCUUCCCAGAAGGUAGAGGGGAAAACAGGUGAUGUCCAGGAUGAGUGGGAUCCUUUGAAAUACAAGUAGCCUUCUUUUGAAGUCUGCCAGUAUAAAUGUCUCUGAGGGAGGGUAAUGUUGUGCCAAUAACCCGCUCUGCUACCCUCACCACCCGCUGCAAGUCCUUCCUGUUCUGUUCUGUGCAGCUGGCAAACCACACUGCACAGCAAUACGUAGGGAGGCUCUCCCUUUAUAGUUCAUGUAAAUGAACCAGUCAUGUAAAUUGGAUUAGCAUUGAUGGAUGCAGCAGUCAGCGUGGACGCAUUAAGCCUGAGGGUCUGUUUCUGUGCUGUGCAACUCUGCGAUUCCAGGGAAACUUCAUCCAUCAGCUUCUACAAGUUGAAGCAACAUUGCCUGCCCUGAGCUCGUAGCUUGUUUCACAGCUAACUAAACAUCAUUAAAUAAUCUACUCCAUGUUUAUCUACCUCCAAGUAAAACACCUUACCUUGUAAUGCAGGGGUGGUGAACUAUGGUACUUAGAAAAAUUUUAUUGGCAUGUGACAUGCAGUGCCGUCUUGAUUCUUUAUCAUCCUCCCAUAAUAAAAAAGAUGCGUAAUUACCUUUAUUUUCAAAUGAAGUAGCAAAUUGUUUUCUGUCUCAAAUUGUUAAAAAAAACCGUGUCUCGCACCGGCCUGGUGUCAGUGAGACAGUUGUGAGAACACAUGGCGUUGGGGAUACAUUUUGAAAUCCUCGUAGACCUGGUGUGCAGAUGAUAGAACAUAGGACAGUACGGGCUCUUUGGCCCAUGGUAUUGUGCCAACUUUUCAACGUACUCCAAGAUUAAUCUAACCCUACUCUUCCCCCAUAGCCCUCUAUUUUUCUAUCAUCAAUGUGCCUAUCCAAGAAUUUCUGCAUUGUUUUUGCAUUGUAGGGGGAUUAAGGGUUAUGGGGAAAAGGCAGGUAGGUGGAGAUGAGUCCAUGGCCAGAUCAGCCAUGUUCUUAUCGAAUGGCGGAGCAGGCUCGACGGGCCAGAUGGCCGACUCCUGCUCCUAUUUCUUGUGCCUAAUGUAUCUGCCUCUACCACCACCCCCAUCCAUGCACCCAUCACUAUGUGUGUGUAAAAAAAACACAACUUACCUCUGACAACCCUCCCCCUGAUACUUUCCUUCAAUCACUUCAAAAUUAUGCUUCCUCAUAUUAGCCAUUUCCACCCAGGGGAAUUGUCUCUGGCUGUCCAUUCGAUCUACGCCUCUUAUCAUCUUAUACACCCUUAUCAAGUCAUCCCCCUUUGCUCCAGAGAGAGAAAGCCUAGCUCACUCCACCUCUAAGACAUGCUCUCUAAUUUACUAUUUACAAUAACAAUACUAGGCCCAAAACACCAACUAUCUAUUUAUUCCCAUAGUUGCUGUCUGACCCGCUGAGUUCCACCAGCAUUUUGUGUGUGUUGCUUUGGAUUUCCAGCAUCUGCAGAAUCUCUUGUGCUUACGAUUUUCUGUUCCACUGGGAAGCCUCUUCAAGGGAUGCCCCCACUGAAGAUGUUUAAGUCUUCCCUUCAGGAGUUCAGUGAAACCCUCUGUCACUGCUCCCCCUCUGUGAUCACUGCAGGCCCCCUGACUUGUCGACCAUGUACUCACCUAGACCCGCUACCCCUUCCCACCAACCUGGGUUCACCUAUCACCUUCCAGCUAGUCUCUUCCACCACCCCCCCAACUUUUUUUAUUCUGGCGUCUUCACCUCUUCCUUCUCAGUCCUGAAGAAAGGUCUGGGCCCGAAACAUCGACUGUUUACUCAUUUCCCCAGAUGCAGCCUGGCCUGCUGAGUUCCUCCAGCGUUUUGUGUGUGUUGCUUUUAAUUUCCAGCAUCCCUGACUUUUCAUGAUUUACUACUUAGAAGUGAUGUUAUUUUGCAAUUGUCUUAUUUAAAAGAUUAACAUUAAUACUUUCUGAACAGGUUUUCUAAAAUGCCUCACACACAAAAUGUUUCAGGAACUCAGUAGGCCAGGCAACGUCUGUGGAAAAAGAGUAAACAGUCGACAUUUAUUUGAAUCUGUCUCUGUUAGACUUUUAUUAAUAGUAAAACUAUGAAUAAGCAACAGGAUUCAUUCUUUUUCCUUUUAAAAAAAGCCAAUAUUAUUGUUACUAAUUCAAAUGAUAAUCUCUGCCUGAAAUUACCGUGGCUGGUAAGAGAAUUUUAAAAAAUUUAUCACCAGUUUAGGGACACGCUCUCGCAAAGGUUCAUCAUCACUGCCUUAUGUCAUCUACAGAAAAGAAUUCAAACACCUUCCACCUUAAAGUGACGCGAGACUCUACCAGCGAUGUAUUAUCACCCUCUCACCACCACCUUACCACAUUCCCUUGCUCCGUAGCUUCUGUUGGAAAGCUGGUAUUCCAAUGACUGGGAAGAGGCAGGUUCUUGCUGCAGGGUGAAGGUUGUGAUGGGAACCAGCAUACGCUUUCCUAUAGAACAGAAUGUCCCGAGAGCAGCUGGACAACCCGUCUCCUGUAAUCGUGGAUUUUUAUAAGUCGUACAGCCCUUUCGGCCCAUUGACUCUGUGCUGGCCCUCAACCACUCACCUGCACUAAUCCCACCUCAAUCCUAGUUAUGUGUUUCUUUUCCCACCCGUUCCCAUCAUCCUCCACCCGCCCCGACCCCGAUUCUACCAGUCACCCACACAGUAGGGACAAUUUACAGCAGACAACAAGCCGGCCAGCUGACAGAUCUUUGGGAUGUGGGAGAAAACCUGGAGGGUGGGGAGGGGGGAUUCCACACGGUCACAAACAACGAUGGAAGUCAGGAUUGAAUGUAGGUCUCUGGUGCUGUGCUGCCCACUGUAUGGAAUGAAAUUACCUAGUGAAAGUAGGGCAGGAAAACAACAAGUUCACUCUGUAGUGAUCCUUCCUGUCAUCUGCAAAGCGUUUGAAAGCAGAGCCAUCCUCAAAGUGCGUGUCCUUAUAUUUUGAAGUGAAUUCUGAAGAUUACACUUAAGGCACUUAAGAUCAAUUAAAGCUCAAGUUUAUUGAGAGGGUCCAGAGGAGAUUCGGGAGAACGAACCCGGGAAUGAAAUGUUUAAUGUAUGAGGAGUGUGGGCACGUGGCCAAGUGGUUAAGGCAUUGGACUAGCAAUCUGAAGGUCGUGAGUCCGAUCCCCAGCCGAGGGAACGUGUUGUGUCCUUGAGCAAGGCACUUAAUCACACAUUGCUCUGCGACGACACCAGUGCCAAGCUGUAUAGAUCCUAAUCCCCUUCCCUUGGACAACAUUGGUGUCAUGGAGAGGGGAGACUCGCAGCAUGGGCAACUGCCGGUCUUCCAUACAACCUUGCCCAGGCCUGCACCCUGGAGAGUGAAGACUUUCCAGGCACCGAUCCAUGGUCUCGCAUUAUUAUUUAUUAUUUAUAUGAGGAGUGUUUGAUGGUUUUGUGCCUGUACUUGCUGGAGUUUAGAAGAAUGAGGGGGAAUCUCAUUGAAACCUCUCGAGUAUUACUUAAGAAUGGCGGAGACAAUAUUGUGAUGGGAGAGGGGAAUGGGGUUGGAUGGACAAGGGCUGGGAGGUUGAGUAGAAUCAGGACCUGGUCUCAAACUUGCUCUCUGGAUAUUGAUUGCAAGCUGAAUGAUAUAAUUGAAAGCUCUUGUAAUUUAAAAAUAUGUGGUUUUGAUGCCUGGCAAAUGCUUUUGAAAUUUCUGCAAGCGUUGCUUCAAGAUGGUCCUGUAUUUAAUGAGUUUAUUGCUGGGAUGUGUGGCAAGAUCUCUUCUACAUUUGUCCUGCUUUGAUGAAAGCAGACAGGUUGUUCCAGAGUCUAGUGCCCUGCAGUCACAUCUCGACUGGACAGGGCGAGUUCCCUCCCACGAUAGGAUGUUUGGUGAUAACCCUACAGCCUCACCUCUACUGCAAGCAGCUUUCCCUUCCCAGUCUUGCCUCGAGACUAAAUUUGAAUUUUAGUGGGAAAAGAUCGGGGCAGCGCGGUAGCACAGCAGUCAGCAUAACACCACUACAGCCUCAGCGACCUGGGUUCAAUUCCCGCCACUGCAUGGGAGAUGUUUGCAUGUUCUGCUCGGGAGCGUGUGGGUUUCCUCCGGGUGCUCUGGUUUCCUCCCACAGUCCAAAGACAUAUGGGUUAAUAGGUUAAUUACGAUAAUGGUGACGUAGACUUGUUGGGACAGAAGGGCUUGUUACCAAUGAAUAAUUAAAAUCCGGCACUGUGGUUCUGGUGCCCGGAUUUCACCAUGCCUGCACUAUGGGACAGCACUGCUAGAAGUAAGGUGUCUCUGUGCACGAGGCAGCCUAGCUGGAAAAUAUUCACACUCCAGAGGUUUGUGGGCAGAGAGGAGAGCGGGGCAAAAAUAAAACGGAGGUUGUUAGGUUCUUUGAUGGCGUCGAAGAUUACGGGGAGAGGCAGGAGAAUGGGGCUCAGAGGGAAAAUAAAUCAGCCAUGAUAGAAUGGCGCAGUGGACUAGAUGGGCCAAACGGCCUCAUUUUGCUCCUGUGUCUGAUGGUCAAAUUUCAGGCAUGACUUGGUGAAGGACAGCUCUAGCCACACAUCCCUAGUAGCGGAGUGCCAACGGGAGCCAGCAUUACUAUGAUGUCAGAACGUUCUGUAUCUUCACUGCAACACUACCGUGCCUGGUGGAAACAGUUUGUUAAGACAAUCCCACGGUUAAUAAAUUGUCAUGGGUUUAAUAUUUCACCUGUUUGUUUGUUUUCCUGCGGAUGGAAUAGACUGAUGAUGCAAUGGAGCUUUACAAACAGGGUGAACUUCCUGGGAUGCUGUACAGGAAAUUUGGUCUGCAUGUCAUUUCCACACAGAGAUACCAAGAGGAGUGGCACGGACUGGACUUUCACAUAGGAAACGACGGGCACCACACAAACAGAAUGAGGGAAUCUUAAAUAGAUUAUGUACCAGACACUUCAUUAUAUCAAACCCACUGUGACAGACCGGGCAAGAACAAGAUUGGAUGGCCCACCACCAGUGAAAGGAAUUGAAUUGACUAUUUCUUACAUCCUUCAUAUACGUGAGGAGUAAAAAUCUUUACGUUACGUCUCUGUCUAAAUGUAAUUUAUAAUAAAUAUUAUGUACAACAGGACAGUCAAUAUAACAUAGAAAUACAAUUGUAUCAGCGUGAAUUAAUCAAUCUGAUGGCCUGGUGGAAGAAACUGUCCCAAAGCCUGUUGGUCCUGGCUUUUAUGCUGUGGUACCGUUUCCCGGAUGGUAGCAGCUGGAAUAGAUUAUGGUUAGGGUGACUCGAGUACUGAAUGAUCCUUCGGGCCCUUUUUACGCACCUGUCUUUGUAAAUGUCCUGAAUAGUGGGAAGUUCACAUCUACAGAUGUGCUGGGCUGUCCACACCACUCUCUACAGAGACCUGCGAUUAAGAGAGGUACAGUUCCCAUACCAGGCAGUGAUGCAGCCAGUCAGGAUGCUCUCAGUUGUGCCCCUGUAGAAAGUUCUUAGGAUUUGGGGGCCCUUGCCAAACUUCUUCAACUGUCUGAGGACCACCAUCAGAUUUAGACAGGCAAUGGUACCUUCAGCCCAAUCUCCGCCACAUUAGCCCAUGAAUACACUUACACAGACAUCCCACAGAUGAAUCAGGCAUUAGCCUGGCAGAGUUGUUUUCAAUCGCCACCCAAGCUGAUGUUCAAUCUGUCUGGCAGAAUUGACCCACCAGAGGUUCAAAGUUCAAAGUAAAUCUAUUAUCAAUGUACGUACAUUCAGUGGCCACUUUAUGAGGUACAUCUGUACACCUGCUCAUUAAUGCAAACAUCUAAUCAGCCAAUCACGUGGCAGCAACUCAAUGCAUAAAAGCAUGCAGACAUGGUCAAGAGGUUCAGUUGUUGUUCUGACCAAACAUCAGAAUGGGGGAAGAAAUGUGACGUAAUUGUCUUUGAUCUUGGUGCCAAACGGGGUGGUUUGAGUAUCUCAGAAACUGCUGGGAUUUUCGUACACAAGUCUUAGAGUUUACAGAGAGUGGUGCAAAAAACAUCCAGCGAGCAACAGUUCUGUGGCUGAAAGAACCUUGUGAAUGACAGAGGUCAGAGGAAAGUGGCCAGACUGGUUCAAGCUGACAGGUAACUCAAAAAAACCACAGUGGUGUGCAGAAGAGCAUCUCUGAGUACACAACAUGUCAAACAUUGAAGUGGAUGGGCUACAGCAGCAGAAGACCAUGAACAAACACAGAGUGGCUAAUUUAUUACAUACAGGGGGUAUGGGAGGUUCCCAAUAAAGUGGCCACUGUAUGUAUUUAUUACCAUAUACUACCUUGAGAUGCAUUUUAUUGCAGGCAUUUACUGGAAAAUAAAGAAAUUCAAUGAAAUGUUUGAUAACUGUAAAUAACUG
Mobula hypostoma (lesser devil ray) is the source of this 11724-nucleotide messenger RNA. RefSeq lists its product as uncharacterized. The transcript is spliced from 9 exons. The record is from RefSeq and is a predicted model, not a curated record. The coding region runs from base 94 to 1116 and encodes 340 amino acids. Gene Ontology annotation, biological process: regulation of apoptotic process. Lineage: Eukaryota; Metazoa; Chordata; Chondrichthyes; Myliobatiformes; Myliobatidae.